AUGUAUGAGAAGAUGGCGAACGUCAAGGCAGCAGGAGCUAACGUCAGCGCUCCACCAAGAAAAAAAAACACUUUAGAAAGUUCUGAUGACGAAACAGACAUUGAGAUGAAGCGACAAUAUGAAAAAGCAAAAAGACAAAAAAAAGUUGCAAAAGAGAGGAUCCUCACUCAGUUGAAGGAUACACUGAGGAAACCACCCCACUCCACUCCAUGCAGAACCAAUCCAUUACAUAGUGAGGAGGAAGUUGAAUCCGAAACGGUGGACACAAACGUGGAUUUGUUCAAUUACCCAGGGAAUUCUCAAUCAACCAAACAAAAAAAGGUUGCAAAUGAGAGGGUCCUCACUCAGCUGAAGGAUACACUGAGGAAACCACUCCACUCUGAUCCACGCAGAACCAAUCCGUUACAUAGUGAGGAGGAAGUUCAAGCCGAAACCGUGGACACAAAUGUGGAUUUAUUCGAUUACCCAGAGAAUUUUCAACCAACUGAUACCUUAGAUGCUGCUGAGGCAAGUGGAGAGAGUGUGGAACAGCCAUUAUUUGUCAGUGGUGAAGUGUUGAAAGCUUUGAAAGAAAUUCCCACCUUAGUGCAGUGUGUCAAGGAACUAAUAUCCUCAAUGAACAGAGGGAUCGAUACAGCAAGCACAAGCUCAGGGUCCUCCAGCGCAGCCCAAGAGAUGGACUUCCAUUAA
Molecule: messenger RNA, 690 nt
Organism: Carassius gibelio (silver crucian carp)
Lineage: Eukaryota; Metazoa; Chordata; Actinopteri; Cypriniformes; Cyprinidae
Exons: 7
Coding region: 1-690 (229 amino acids)
Source: RefSeq, a predicted model, not a curated record